Paramisgurnus dabryanus is the source of this 5469-nucleotide messenger RNA. RefSeq names its product MIB E3 ubiquitin protein ligase 1 (gene mib1). Gene Ontology annotation, biological process: protein ubiquitination; endocytosis; Notch signaling pathway. Gene Ontology annotation, cellular component: cytoplasm. Lineage: Eukaryota; Metazoa; Chordata; Actinopteri; Cypriniformes; Cobitidae. The record is from RefSeq and is a predicted model, not a curated record. Gene Ontology annotation, molecular function: protein binding; zinc ion binding; ubiquitin-protein transferase activity.
UCCAGUCAUUUAUAUAGAUCAGUGGUCGCAGCCCAAAAUAACGUCCUGCAAGAACGCUUUUUCAUCAAUUUUGGCAAUUCUUGCAGGUGCUUUGAGGUUACCUUACCCAGUUAACCACAUAACCAUUUUCGACGAGGAAAUUUCAGGUCCUGCUAGUGGAUUCUUGGGAAAGCACUAACAAAGGUCUUCUCAUCCGAGGCGAUGUUGCUAUUGUUUACAGACGCGAGUGUACAUUUGUUUCAGGCGUAAAGAAAUGCGAUAAAUUGACCUCAAGACACUUAUUUCAGGAAUUUUCACUUAUUCAAACAGAGACGCUUUUGAAAGAAGGGCGCUUCUGCAUUGGGAGCUUUUCCCAGGCGCUUUCAACGGAGAGCGGCUCGCGCAGACAUUACCGCGUCACGCAAAGUUGGACCAUCUGUUGAGCGUCUUCAGCCGUACUGCAAAGUUCACGAUCCAUUUUUCUAUUUUCUUGACAAGAACGACGGUUAAUUUUCGUAUUUGCAGCGUUUUUGUUAACGUCUCGUAACUACUUUCAACUUUAAGGAGGUUAGCUAUAGCUGGUUAGCCCAAUUUAGCUAACUGGCCUCUGCUAAUAGACGGGCCGUUAGAGACUGAAAUUUACCGUUUUGCCUAUGUUAAUAAUGUAAAUAAAACUGAAGACGUUAUUUUUGUUUACUUUGGUUUGCAAACUAUAUAUUGCAAAACGACGUACAUGAUACACAAACUCGCUUGCUACUGGGGCUCUUGUUUGCUUUUGUUUUGAAUUGUUCAAAGUCUAUCGCGUGGUUAGUCCCACUUUUUUUGUGCAUAUCGAUAACUUAAGUGUCCUUUUAUCGUCAGUCACAGACCCAGAUGUAAAACAGGGUCGAUUUCGAAUACUAAAUUUCAGAGCUGGCUAACUGCUAGCUAACCUCUUUUGUUUUGCGCUACUUGCUCGUAAAUGACCACCGGUAGGAAUAACAGAGUCAUGAUGGAAGGAGUUGGUGCUCGAGUAAUCCGCGGGCCUGACUGGAAGUGGGGUAAACAGGAUGGAGGAGAGGGGCACGUCGGCACCGUGAGGAGUUUUGAGAGCCCGGAAGAAGUGGUUGUGGUGUGGGAUAACGGCACAGCCGCCAAUUACCGUUGCUCCGGAGCCUAUGACGUGAGGAUCUUAGACAGUGCGCCCACAGGAAUCAAACAUGAUGGCACCAUGUGUGACACCUGUCGGCAGCAGCCCAUCAUCGGGAUACGAUGGAAAUGUGCAGAGUGCACCAACUAUGACCUCUGUACAACCUGUUACCAUGGCGAUAAGCAUCACUUGCGCCACAGGUUCUACCGCAUCACCACCCCUGGAAGUGAGAGAGUUCUUCUGGAAUCUCGUCGCAAGUCGAAGAAGAUCUCAGCCCGGGGCAUCUUUGCAGGAGGGCGGGUUGUGCGGGGAGUGGAUUGGCAGUGGGAAGAUCAGGAUGGCGGGAAUGGCAGAAGAGGGAAGGUGACUGAGAUCCAGGACUGGAGUGCUGCCAGCCCCCACAGCGCAGCCUACGUCCUCUGGGACAACGGGGCCAAGAACCUUUACAGAGUGGGAUUCGAGGGCAUGUCUGAUCUGAAAUGUGUGCAAGAUGCCAAAGGAGGAACUUUUUACAGGGACCACUGUCCAGUGUUGGGUGAGCAGAAUGGGAACAGGAACCCAGGAGGCCUGCAAAUAGGAGACUUGGUCAACAUUGAUCUGGAUCUGGAGAUCGUUCAGUCAUUGCAGCACGGUCAUGGAGGCUGGACAGAUGGCAUGUUUGAAACCCUCACCACUACAGGCACUGUCUGUGGCAUCGAUGAAGACCAUGACAUUGUUGUGCAGUACCCUAGCGGAAACAGGUGGACGUUUAACCCAGCUGUACUCACCAAAGCAAAUGUGGUGCGCAGCGGAGAGGUGGCUGCUGGUGCUGAGGGCGGGAGCUCUCAGUUCAUGGUGGGAGAUCUGGUCCAGAUCUGCUAUGACAUCGAUCGCAUUAAACUGCUCCAGAGAGGACAUGGAGAGUGGGCUGAAGCUAUGCUGCCAACUCUUGGGAAGGUGGGCAGAGUUCAGCAGAUCUACUCUGACAGUGACCUGAAAGUCGAGGUGUGUGGGACAUCCUGGACGUACAAUCCAGCCGCUGUCACUAAAGUGGCCCCUGCUGGUUCUGCUGUUACCAACGCCUCUGGAGAGCGCCUUUCUCAGCUUCUCAAGAAGCUCUUUGAGACCCAGGAGUCCGGAGACAUUAAUGAAGAGUUGGUGAAGGCCGCUGCUAAUGGUGACCUGGCCAAAGUGGAGGACAUCCUGAAGCGAUCAGAUGUGGAUGUGAAUGGGCAGUGCGCAGGACACACUGCCAUGCAGGCGGCCAGCCAGAAUGGCCAUGUGGAUGUUCUCAAACUGCUGCUGAAACAUAAUGUAGACCUGGAGGCUGAGGAUAAGGAUGGUGACCGAGCUGUCCAUCAUGCAGCCUUUGGGGAUGAGGGUUCUGUCAUUGAGGUUCUGCAUCGAGGCGGGGCUGACCUGAAUGCCAGAAACAAGCGCAGACAGACGCCCCUCCACAUUGCUGUCAACAAAGGCCACCUACAGGUGGUGAAGACAUUGCUUGACUUUGGCUGCCACCCCAGUCUGCAGGAUUCAGAGGGAGACACACCUCUGCAUGAUGCCAUCAGCAAGAAGAGGGAUGACAUGCUGUCUGUGCUGCUGGAAGCUGGUGCUGAUGUCACCAUUACCAACAACAAUGGCUUUAACGCGCUUCACCAUGCUGCUCUGCGAGGGAACCCUAGUGCCAUGCGUGUACUGUUGUCCAAACUGCCAAGACCAUGGAUAGUGGAUGAGAAGAAAGAUGACGGUUACACUGCGCUUCACCUUGCUGCGCUCAACAACCACGUGGAGGUGGCGGAGCUCCUAGUUCACCAGGGAAAUGCCAAUCUGGACAUACAGAACGUUAACCAGCAGACAGCACUGCACCUUGCCGUUGAGCGUCAGCACACCCAGAUAGUGCGACUGUUGGUGCGAGCCGAAGCUAAGUUGGACGUGCAAGACAAAGACGGAGACACGCCACUGCACGAGGCCCUGCGUCACCACACUCUGUCCCAACUGCGCCAACUUCAGGACAUGCAGGAUGUCAGCAAAGUAGAACCCUGGGAGCCGUCCAAAAACACAUUAAUCAUGGGAUUGGGGACUCAGGGUGCUGAGAAGAAAAGCGCAGCUUCUAUUGCUUGUUUCCUGGCAGCCAACGGUGCUGACCUCACUAUCCGUAACAAGAAGGGCCAAUCUCCUCUGGACCUGUGCCCUGACCCCAGCCUCUGCAAGGCUUUGGCUAAAUGCCACAAAGAAAAGACCAGUGGCCAGGUUGGCUCCCGUAGUCCGUCUCUGAACAGUAAUAAUGAGACACUGGAGGAAUGCAUGGUUUGCUCGGAUAUGAAGAGAGACACGCUCUUCGGCCCCUGCGGUCACAUCGCCACCUGUUCUCUGUGCUCGCCCCGUGUCAAGAAAUGUCUCAUUUGCAAGGACCAGGUCCAGUCUAGAACUAAGAUUGAGGAGUGUGUGGUGUGCUCUGAUAAGAAGGCAGCUGUUCUCUUCCAGCCCUGUGGUCACAUGUGCGCCUGUGAAAAUUGUGCGAGCCUGAUGAAAAAGUGCGUGCAGUGUCGGGCCGUGGUGGAGCGUCGCAUACCUUUCGCUUCGUGCUGUGGAGGGAAAGGUAUGGAGGAUGCCACUGAUGAUGAGGACCUUAGCCAGGAUGAAUUGGCCCCCCAACCAGCAGCAAGGGUGCUUGCAUUACAUAACAAUGUGACUGGUUGCUUCUCAGCAGGGAGCUCUAACUCUAUGGCAGGGGGGUCGCAGGAUCUUCUCCAGCCCAACAAUCUGGCACUAAGUUGGUCCAGUGGAAAUAUCCCAGCCAUGCAGAGGGACAAAGACAACACUAAUGUCAACGCCGAUGUUCAAAAGUUGCAGCAGCAGCUGCAAGACAUCAAAGAGCAGACCAUGUGCCCCGUGUGUCUGGAUCGGCUUAAGAAUAUGAUCUUCAUGUGCGGCCACGGCACUUGCCAGCUCUGUGGUGACCGAAUGAGCGAGUGCCCCAUCUGCCGCAAGGGCAUCGAGCGUCGGAUCCUGCUUUACUAGAGGCACGGUGUGUGCUGCUGCUUUCAUAAGCACCGCUCCUGUAUCGGCAAGGCUCUCUGUGUCUCAUCUAAGCUAAGAGUCAUCAGUGUUCGGUCAUUUAUAUUUUGUCUUAAGCAUCUGAAAUCAGACUCCGUAUUAGUCGGAGAAUCCUUUUUCUUAACGCUUGGAUUAUGCCCACCGCAACAAGAAACAUGAACUGGUCAUGCAAGUUUCCACUUUUUUAUGUAUUUUCGUGAGUUCACCACAACCUAAAAUGGCAUGAACUGGAUAACCUUUCCUCUUUAUGAUUUCGGUGUGUAAUGCUUAUGUGUGCUGAUGCAAAAACACAGUUGUAUCUGCAGUAUCAGUGUAGGUCAUGGUGACGUUAUAAAAUAUGACUGAGGUUUUUGAUGUUAUGGAGCAUCUUAAAGUGAGUGAACCUACCAUUGCGUUUGAAAUAAUGUGUUAAAGCAUCUUGUCAUGUGAAAUAAACAUGCAAAUUCAGUUUUAGCUGUACUUUUAGUACUGUUGCAUGUUCCUCACUUGAAAUUACAGUAUAUACUUUACAGUACUAGAGUAUUAUGGUCACACCCAUGUUGGAGGUGACGUCACAUGAUCAGGUGCAUGCUUUUCAUGCUACCGAUCUCCAAAAGAUAUGCAUUUACUUAUCAUCAUCAUUAGUGGACUGUUCUCCAGCUCUCCUAUGUAACAGAUAUUUAAUAUAAAUGUUUGAAACUGCCAGUUUUGUGCCAUUGUUCCAAAAAAGUAAAAGCAUUUCAUUACCUUUGGGGAAUAAGGUGCUCUACCUUACUAUAGUUAAUUUAUGUAUUUUUCACUAGAAUUAAAUGAGCUGGAAUAUAUCAUCUAAUAUAUUCUCAAGCUGAAAUUAUUAAAGCUUGGCAGCAAGAAAGCCUGACCAUUUGUAGCUGAGGACUUGUUGUCAAGAUGUAUUUUAAAGACCUCUAUCGCAUUGCUUUUUCCAUGUGGCCCGUUCCCAUGUCUUCAUCAUGGAGACGGUUUGUUUUUUCCACUGCGGACAGACGUUUUUACUGGAAGCAAAAGUAGUUUCAUACUUUCCCUUUUAAAGAUUUGUAUCAUUUUAACAUUAAAAGCUAGAUGCACUAAUAUACCUUAAUGGUAGUAUUGUAUUGUUAUGGUUACUCAAGCGGUCUCUUUUGUACCUUAUUUUCACUAUACAAAAACUGCCCUGGUUUAAAAGACAACACUGAUAUGUUUUUCUUUCAAUGAAUGAAUGAACGAAUGAAUGUUUGAUGUAUGCUGUACAACAUUUAUCAUAGAAUAACGUCUUUUUUUGCCUUGUAUUGCAAUUUUGCUUUUCAAAUGCAUUGCAGAAUAAAGGUCUAACAAAUAAGUGCAGUAAA